AUGAUAGAUAAAUGCUAAGGCAACAAUAUUUGGAUUCUAAUGCAAGGUGAGAAGGAGUUUUAUGGAACGCUAAGAGGAUUCGAUGAGUACUUUAAUUUGAUCCUAGAUGAUGUUAAAGAAUAUUAAGAUUUUGGUGUUGGGGGUAAAAGAAUACUUGUAAAUAAAGUUGAAUCUAUGCUACUUAAUGGUUCACAUAUUAGUAUGCUGAUUCCUGGAGAUAACCCUCCGCCUAAUGGUGAAAAUGAAAAGUGA
This is a messenger RNA of Stylonychia lemnae, 252 nucleotides long. The record is from the annotation of a GenBank genome assembly. NCBI's taxonomy places the organism in Eukaryota, Ciliophora, Spirotrichea, Sporadotrichida, Oxytrichidae.